Camelina sativa (false flax) is the source of this 543-nucleotide messenger RNA. NCBI's taxonomy places the organism in Eukaryota, Viridiplantae, Streptophyta, Magnoliopsida, Brassicales, Brassicaceae. The record is from RefSeq and is a predicted model, not a curated record.
AUGCUUCCGUCUCCUUACUCGAGGAAGCGUGAACAUGAUGAAGACAUCUCCGGUAGGGAGGCCAUGCUUAGGAGGAGAAAGCUACCGAGCACAACGGCCACUUUUGUACAACCUUCUUCUUCUUUGAAGAUAGCCUGGUCUAAAGACGCUGAGAUCUCUAUUCUCUCGGGGAUUUUGGAGUUUCAGAAAGAAACCGGAUCGAGCUACAAUAAAAACUGGGAUGAUUUUUACAGUUUUAUGAGAGAGUCCAUGACCAUGAGAUCAGAUUUCUCUAAGCAACAGCUAAUGGAUAAGGUUAAGAAGUUGAAAAAGAGGUUUCGAGAUAAUCAGCUGGCGAGAGCUAAUGAUGGAAUAAGACUCUCUUUUACUAACACCGAUGAUGAAGAAUUGUUCAGAUUGUCAAAGAUCAUAUGGGUUGAAAAAGAAACUGAAUGGGUUUAUGAGGAGAACAAGAACCAGACCAAGCAAUGGAAUUGGAAUGAUUUGCUGAUGCUCUUUGAUUACAAUGAUCAGUGCAUUCUCAAAACUAGCUUUAUAGCGUGA